This is a messenger RNA of Stegodyphus dumicola, 1445 nucleotides long. Its product is annotated as protein FAM98A-like. Gene Ontology annotation, cellular component: tRNA-splicing ligase complex. Lineage: Eukaryota; Metazoa; Arthropoda; Arachnida; Araneae; Eresidae. The record is from RefSeq and is a predicted model, not a curated record.
UAUGAGAUCCACUUGCUUUUAAACAGAUUGAAUCAAAUACAGCUAAAGAAUUGAAAGAUAUGCUGAUUUCUCUGCGUUUUGGUAAACCUCCUGACACUAUCACACCUCAACAACUUUUUACUGAAGUUGAGAAGAAGCUUAAGUCACUGAGCCACCCUUUUUCUCCCAAGGAAGUAGUGGGAGAGUUAUUGUUUUCUGGAUACUUAACAGAGAAACAAUGGUUUCAACUUGAACGUCUCUAUCAAGAAAUAUAUCUAGAAUAUAAGGCUAGGAGAAAUUUGCUUCUGACACGUUUAGAUGUAACAGUAAAAUCUUUCUGUUGGUCAGAGAGGUUAAAAAGUAAAUCAGAUCAGGUAAUGAAUAUAUAUAAGAAGAAAAAAAGUGGAUUAACUGUUGACCCUGCAGUAAAGAUUUCUCAUAUACUUGCUGCUAAAGCAGAUUUGGCCAUAAUUGAGAAAACAAGUAGUGCUUCUGUAAGGAAAAAUACUACAUCAGAAGUGAAUAAAGUCAUCAUAGGUUCUGUCCCAGAUCGAGGUGGACGACCAGAAGAACAGCAGCCUCCUCCUCCAGAAGUUCCCAGCUGGCAAAAGAGUGAUUCAGGGUCUGCAAGAGGUGGGGGACGACCUCCAGCUCAGCACCAAAAAACACAUGAUUCAAAUCCACCAAAGAACACAGGAUUUUCCCGAAAUUAUAAUGACGAAAAUUCUAAAGUCCGUUCCUAUAAUGAAACGCAUUACAAAAAUGAAAGCUUUAAUACUGGGCAGACAUACACUGGUGGAAGAAAUACUGAUUAUAAUGUUCCAGCUUAUCAACCUGUUCAAUACUGUGGGCAGUUAGGAACUCCUCAGUUUGGAUUUGGUGGUUAUUUACCAGCUGGGGAUAAUUUUCAACAAUAUGGUUUACAAGAUGGAUUGAAUCAAUUCGUGCCAAGAGCUAACAGAGGGGGGUAUAGAUUACCAAUGACAAGAGGUGGCUAUGUAGAUAGAGGUCAAUCUCGAGGGCGCACGCGUCGUCGUGGUAGAAAUUAAUACUUCAGAAUAGUAUGGAACUGACUUCAGAAAAAAGGCAAAGAAGGUUCCCCCUCCCCCACUUUGCUGUUCCGAAUUUUAAACUUCUGUACAUUAAACCUUGGUAUUUGUGACAUACUUAUCUAAAUACUAAAAUUAUAUAUUUAAAUAAAUUUUCACGCAUAAUUUGAAUAUAAAAAAGCCUUAUUACUUCUGCACUUUAUUACAGAAGUUUGUUCUAAAUAUGGAACACAAAAUUAUAGUAUUGUUAUUAUUGAUGUCAAUAAAUUAUUGGAUUUCUGUUGCAGUUUUGUCAGUUUAUGUGAAUGUCUUGGAGGGGGAGAACUUACGUUAUUUUUGUUGAUCUUGGCAAAUACAGUUCGAGUAUUUGUAUGUUAAAUAUUUGAAUGUAUGUUUUAUUAAAUAAUUUGAAUUGAA